Cuscuta campestris is the source of this 1745-nucleotide messenger RNA. The record is from the annotation of a GenBank genome assembly. Lineage: Eukaryota; Viridiplantae; Streptophyta; Magnoliopsida; Solanales; Convolvulaceae.
GAAAAAAUAUUUUCAGGCGUGCCAAAAAAAGUGUGACAUUUUGAGAUAGAGGGAGUAUGAAAAAAAGGAGUACUUAUUGUUAACUUUGUUGCACCGCCCAAAAAAUUGUCCAAUUUCAUCCACUCCGGAUUCUGUCCUGCGGAUCGAACUGUAAAAUCACCAUAGCAGCAUCCAUGUCAAGCUCCAAAAAUGGCGAAGGAGUCCAUGUAUUGGUCUUCCCCUACCCAGCCCAAGGCCACAUCCUCCCACUUCUCGACUUGACCCACCACCUCGCCCUCCGCCGCUUCACCGUCACCGUCCUCGUCACCCCCAAAAACCUCCCGAUCCUCGAUCCGCUCCUCUCCGCCCACCCGUCGAUCCGGACUCUGGUUCUCCCUUUCCCUUCCGGCCACCCCCUCCUCCCCCCCGGCGUCGAGAAUGUCAGGGACGUCGGGAACUGGGGCAACGCCCCCAUCAUGAGCUCCCUCUCCGAUCUCCGCCGCCCGAUCGUCGAUUGGUUCGCCUCCCAUCCCGAUCCUCCGGCGGCGAUCAUCCACGACGUGUUCCUGGGCUGGGUCGAGGAGAUGGCCGGAGAAAUCGGAGUUCCGGGGAUCUGCUUUUACGGCCUUAGCGCGUUCUUGGCCUGCGUUUUUGAGUAUGGGUGGAGGAAUAUGGAGAAGGUCAAGUCUUUGGAGGCGGUUGACUUUGAAGAGAUGCCAAAGUGUCCCACUCUCCCAAGGGAACAUCUCCCUUCAAUCAUGAAAAACUACAAGGAAGGUGACCCUCAUUGGGAGGGAAUAAGGAGGGGCAUGAUUGGGAAUUGCAAAAGUUGGGGGGUUGUUGUAACCACAUUUCAUGCAUUAGAAGGGGUGUUUUUGGAAUUCUUGAAGAAGAAAAUGGGCCAUGGGAGAGUUUUUCCCGUCGGGCUUUUGAAUUUGAUCGGUGGGCCUCGUGGUCGUGGGUCGGGCCAAGGGAGUUUGUUUGCGUGGCUUGAUGGAUGCCCCGACGAGUCUGUGUUAUACGUGGCUUUCGGGAGUCAGAAGUUGAUGAAACAUAACCAACUCGAGGCCUUAUGCGAUGGGCUAGAGAGAAGUGGGGUCCGCUUUAUAUUGGUCGUGAAAGAGCCCUCGAUCCAACAAGUUGAAUUGGGCUUUGGACUGGUUUCGGAUGAAUUCGAGGAUCGGGUGAAGGGAAGAGGGCUCGUAGUAAGGGGUUGGGCUUCCCAAGUGGACAUAUUGAACCAUCGAGCCGUGGGUGCCUUUUUGAGUCACUGCGGAUGGAACUCGGCAUUGGAAUCAAUAGUAGCUGGGGUGCUAAUACUAGGAUGGCCAAUGGAGGCCGAUCAAUUUGUUAAUGCCAAGUUAUUAGUAGAUUACUUGGGUGUAGGGAUCUGUGUGUGUGAGGGCACAGACACAGUGCCCGAUGUGCCCGAGUUGGCAAGAAAAAUAAGUUAUGCGAUUAAUUGCUUUGUGUUGGAGAAGGCAAGAGUGAAGGAAUUCAGAGAUGUGGCACUCACAACGGUUAAAACAGAGGAAGGGUCGAUUGAAUGUUUUGAAGAACUUGUCAAGCAACUAGCCCAACUUCAAGCAUCAUAACUUGUGGUCAUCCUUAUGUUGGCUUGUUAUUUGUUAUCUAGUCUUGAAAAACACUUCUUUAUAUAGCUGAGAGUCUCUUAAAGACAAUCUCUCUAUUUUCAGACAAUGAUAAGGUCUGCAUACAACAUACAUACCCCUCCUCAAACCCAACGCUUAUGGGAUUCCACCGGG